Messenger RNA from Microplitis mediator, 1729 nucleotides. Its product is annotated as venom protease-like. The record is from RefSeq and is a predicted model, not a curated record. Gene Ontology annotation, biological process: proteolysis. The transcript has 6 exons. The coding region runs from base 146 to 1261 and encodes 371 amino acids. Gene Ontology annotation, molecular function: serine-type endopeptidase activity. NCBI's taxonomy places the organism in Eukaryota, Metazoa, Arthropoda, Insecta, Hymenoptera, Braconidae.
GGAUAUAAAGAGAAUGUAGUCGGCAUGAUCAUCGACAGUCUUCUUUCGUCGUGGUGAUCUCGAGGCUGUGUCGCGCAGUUUAUUUCUUUAUUUUACUUACAUUUUGAAACUCUUCCAUCAAUAUUCAUCAAUUAAUAAAAAGAAAAUGAACAUAUAUCCUAGAUGGCUUAUUCAAUUGAUCCUGACUCUAUUGAUCAUCGAAUCAACCCAAUCUCAGGAAACGAAUUGUAUAAAUCCCAUAAAUCUACCAGGACAAUGUAUGAAUAUUAGAAGUUGUUCACCACUGUUAGAAUUACUCAGAAGUUAUGGUACUUCUGUGAGUGAUUUCUUACGGAAUUCCCUGUGUGGUUUCGAUGGCCGAGACCCAAAAGUAUGCUGUCCAAUAAGUGAAAGUAAUUCCAAUGUAAAUCAUGAAUUCCCGACAACACCGUCACCACCACGACCCACACUACGAAACUCAUCAUAUGGUCCACUACUUGCACCUCAAUGUGGAAGUUCUAAUGGUCCGAUACCAAAAGUUGUUGGUGGAGUACCAGCAGCACUUGGUGCUUGGCCUUGGAUAGCUGCUUUGGGCUAUCGAUCUACUAAACAUCCAAAUCGACCAUCAUGGCUUUGUGGCGGAACUUUGAUAUCCUCACGUCACGUUCUGACGGCUGCACAUUGCGUUUAUCAACGUCGAGACCUAUAUAUCGUUCGUCUUGGUGAUCUUAAUCUUGACGAUACCGUUGAUGAUGGAGCUAAUCCAGUUGAUAUUUUAAUCGAUACAGCUACUAUUCAUCCGGACUAUAGUCCUACUCAUUAUACCAAUGAUAUUGCCAUGAUAAAAUUACAACAAAACGUGCAAUUUACUCCAAAUUUGCAGCCGAUAUGUUUACCAUUUGUGAAUGAGCUUAUCAACAAAGACUUUGUCUAUAGUGUACCUUUUAUUGCUGGUUGGGGAUCAGUUUAUUUCCGAGGGCCAAGUGCUUCAGAUUUACAGCAGCUUCAGUUGCCCGUAAUUGAACCAGAAAGAUGCGUAAAUGCUUUCAAACGAUUUAAAACUGCAGUAAUUGAUAAUCGUGUUAUGUGUGCUGGUUAUGCUAAAGGUGGCAAAGAUGCGUGUCAGGGAGACAGUGGCGGGCCUCUGAUGUAUCCAGUAGGAAGAGCGUUUUAUAUUAUCGGUAUUGUGUCUUAUGGAUAUCGAUGUGCUGAGCCCGGAAUACCAGGAGUAUAUACAAGAGUGGGAGCGUUUGUCGAUUUUAUAACAUCUAAUUUAAAUUAAAACUGACCAUUGAGCCUUAGAAAAUUUUUCAACGACUAAAAUUUAUAUUCAAAUAUAAUUGCUAUGUGUUAUUAAACAAAUCACGAAAGUAAUAAUAAAAUAUAGUUAUUAAUGUUCGACUAAAAGUAUAAAUAUAUUAAUAUAUUUAUAUUAUUAUUUUUUUGUAACGAUUUAUGCUUCUUAUGAAAAAAUAUAAUUGCAAAAUUUAUUGAUAAAAAAAAAAAACAAGUUUAAUAAUUGUAAAAGCUAGUUUUAUUAUUAAUAAUAAAUAGGCUUUGUUUUUGCAUGACUGUCUUAAAAAAAAAAUGCUUUUAUAAAUAAUUUUAUAGUAUCUUAGUAUUAAUUACAUAAUAUGUUCUAGAUACACUUAAUAAUUUAUUUAAAUUUUUAUUUUAAUCUUUUAUUAAAAAUUUUUUUAUCUAUAAAAUGUUUAAAAUUUAUUUAAGUAAAUAAAAGAUUAAUUAUGAC